Cygnus atratus (black swan) is the source of this 3927-nucleotide messenger RNA. It is a transcript of the gene RAB40C, whose product is annotated as RAB40C, member RAS oncogene family. The record is from RefSeq and is a predicted model, not a curated record. The coding region runs from base 221 to 1066 and encodes 281 amino acids. Gene Ontology annotation, biological process: protein localization to plasma membrane; intracellular signal transduction. The transcript is spliced from 7 exons. Gene Ontology annotation, cellular component: endosome; synaptic vesicle; plasma membrane. Lineage: Eukaryota; Metazoa; Chordata; Aves; Anseriformes; Anatidae. Gene Ontology annotation, molecular function: GTPase activity; GTP binding.
CGCGGCGCCAGGCGGAGGCUGCGGCCGUGGUGGCGGCGGCGCGGCCCGGCCCGGCCCCGGGGCGCCCGGCCGCGGAGGUCCCGCAGGAGAUGGGAGGCGAGCGGAGCGAGGGCUGAGCUCCGCGGGGCACGCGCGAGCCGGGCCCCGGAGCCGAGGCUGCCCCCGGGCCCGGCGGCGCAGCCUGGAAUGCGGCCUGCGCCUCCCGGCGGAGCGAGGGACGAUGGGGACGCAGGGCAGCCCGGUGAAGAGCUACGACUACCUGCUCAAGUUCCUGCUGGUGGGGGACAGCGACGUGGGCAAGGGGGAGAUCCUGGAGAGCCUCCAGGACGGGGCGUCCGAGUCCCCCUACGCCUACAGCAACGGAAUUGACUACAAGACCACUACCAUCUUGUUGGACGGCAGAAGGGUCAAGCUGGAACUCUGGGACACAUCAGGGCAAGGAAGAUUUUGUACCAUUUUCAGAUCAUACUCUAGAGGAGCCCAGGGAAUUCUCUUGGUGUACGACAUCACAAACCGCUGGUCCUUCGAUGGGAUAGAUCGAUGGAUAAAGGAAAUAGAUGAGCAUGCCCCUGGUGUCCCCCGGAUCCUGGUGGGGAACAGGCUUCACCUCGCCUUCAAGCGGCAGGUGCCCACGGAGCAGGCCCGGGCCUACGCGGAGAAGAACUGCAUGACGUUUUUUGAGGUUAGCCCCCUGUGCAACUUCAACGUCAUAGAGUCCUUCACGGAGCUCUCCCGUAUCGUCCUCAUGCGGCACGGCAUGGAGAAGAUCUGGAGACCCAACAGAGUGUUCAGCCUACAGGACCUGUGCUGCCGAGCCAUAGUUUCCUGCACCCCGGUGCACCUCAUCGACAAGCUGCCGCUGCCCGUCACCAUCAAGAGUCACCUGAAAUCUUUCUCGAUGGCCAACGGGAUGAACGCGGUGAUGAUGCACGGCCGGUCGUACUCCUUGGCCAGCAGCGGCGGUGGGAGCAGCAGCAAAGGCAACAGCUUGAAGAGAUCCAAGUCGAUUCGGCCGCCCCAGAGCCCCCCACAGAACUGCUCGCGCAACAACUGCAAGAUCUCUUAGCAGGAUGGAGGCGCCGUGAGCUUCGAACGUGUCCGCACCCACCCACCGAUGUACAGAUGUUUGCACACUUCACCCUUUUCGACUGGAUCCUUUCGGAUGGGCCUCGGCUGCUUUUCUGACGGCGCAUGCAAGCGUUGGGAAUGUGCUCACGUUUGGCUUCGCAUGUGAAGCGUGGUGCCGGCCGGGGGGGAGAGGACUCUGCCAAGUGGCCCUCCAAGAAUGCUUUGGGCUUUGCCUCUCGGCCUGGGGUGGAAAAUUCAGCAGCUGCCGGGUUGGGGAGGGGGGAAGGGGAAAAAGCUCAUCCAGUUUCGAUGGAGAAAUGGAUUUAAUGGCAGAUUGAGAGGCUUAAGGGAGUAGGCAAGGAGAGUCUGUGCUGCAACUUUAACUCUUGGACUCCUGAACAGAUUGCUGGUGCAAUAGUGGUUGUUGGAUGUAGUAAAGAAAAUGGGGACAGGGGACUAGUGGCCGAUUUCACCAGGAUGUUAACCUGCUGUUGCCAAAAAGAAAAGAAAAAAGGCAGGAGUCGGCCAAUUGGAAAGCUGAAGGAAGCAGUCUGCUUGCCUUCUUCGUUUAUUUAUGUAAAUAUUAUACAUAUAUAUAUAUAUCACCUGUUUUUUAAGGUUUUUUUUAAGAAGCAGUCAGGGAAAAUUUUAUGCAGCCAUGUAAAUAAAAGCACGGGAUUAACUUUACCAGUGUCAGCAAAAGGGGAAAAAUGGAGGAUUUUAAGAUGAAAAUAUACAAAUGCUUUAAGAGACUUUCAAUCGCUGCCAGGAUUUAUGCUGGGUUUUUUAAAUACUACAUAUGCAGAAGGAAAGAACAAUUGGUGUGUUACAUACCCCAAGCUGCUUUACUCUGAUCGUUCCCUAAAACUUGAGUGCCGAAGGCAGGGUGGGAUUUAGAAUCGAUUCGGGGGCAGAGCAGAGGCCCGGGGCUGGAUUUUGUUUUCAGCGAGCAGGACAAAGGCAGCUCUGAGGUUUGAACCCACCCAGGCGACCGACUGACCAGCGCCUCAAUCAGGCGCGCGUUGGAAGAUGCGAAGAGAUCAGGGGCUGAGGAGCGGAGGGGGGAAGCACCGAGCCUAAAGCAGCGGGAAGGUGCCGACCUUGUCCUGUAUUGGGAGCAAUGCAGCAGAGUCCUGCCUCCGCGACGCGGUGCGCUGCGUGCACCUCCGGGAUCCUCGCAUUGCCACCCCGUGAGACUGGCCCUGAAUCCUGGCUUUUUUGCUCUGCUUUCCCAAAGAUGUCCUGCCUGAGCUCAUGCUGCUGUGGCUCCUCCUGGAUGAAAGCGGGAAGGGGCAGAAGCAGCUCUUCCCGCUGGAGCGUGAAGGAGCAGAAGUGGGGCUGUGGCUGGGUGUGGAAGCUGGACGCAGUUUGCGCAGCAGACAGCAGUCACCGGCCUCCACGUCCCGCCGUGGUGAGCGUGCUCGGCUCGUGGCUGCGGCAGGAGAUCAGGAAAGCCAACUGCUUUGCCCUGUGGGACUGCUCCUGGGUUUUAGAGGACGUGCAGGCUCAGUGGCAAGAGCUUGAGAUACGCGCGUGGUGCGGGAGAAGAUCUGUCAAACAAAGGCAUGUGCAUCCCUGGCUUAGUCCCUUGGCAGUGUAUUGAUUUGUAAUGGAAGUUCACCUGGAAACUUAAAAAUCAUGCCUAGACCUUACUGCAGAAGAUGAGCAGGGCCUGGCAGCGGUACUGAGCUGUGCUGAUGGAUUCCUACAGCCAUCCAGGACGUGUGGAUUGUGAGCACCGUGGCAGAAAGUGAACUGCUCUUCGUCUCUGCGGAGGAGAGCAGCGGUGCAGUGCUGCCAUCUUCCUCCUGUUGUCAGCAACUCCUCGAGGCCUGGGUGUGCUCCUCUCCUCCCAGAGCUCCCUGUCGCGUUGCACGGGCAGGAUGAAGCCGCAGCAGUUUCUGCAAGGCUGACGACCCCCUUGGUGCAAGCAGCAGGCGGGUGGGCAGCCCCUCUGCAGGGCGCUUCUGCGCUGGGCCAUGAAGGAGCCUUCCCCCUCCCCGCUCUGCGGAACAAAACCCAGCGCAGGGGUGGGUUUCUUGGCUUGUCCCUGGUGUGCUUUAUUGCCCAGCUCAAAUGAGCGGGGAGAGAAUUAAACCCCGGGCAGAGGGGGGAGAAGAAUCCUUUGUAGUGGUGAUUUGGCUCAGGAGCAAAGCUGCAGCCGAUUUCGGCACGGAGUCCGGGGGAUUUCUAGAACCUGUCUGGGAUGGCUGGCACCUGUUUCCCAUCACUUAACACACAGCAGAAGACAAUCGCUGGCUCAGCAGCCCGGCGGGCUGGGGAUAUACGGCCAACAGGUGAUGCACCCCAGUGCUGCAGAAGGCAGCUUCUCCUGGAAAACAUCUCCUGGGCAGCGCGGGGCCAGGCUGCAGGCGGCCUCUCGCCUCUGCAGCAGCCAGGCACCGGCACGUGAGGUGGAGAGGCACGAAGGUUUCCUUCACAAAGUCACAAAGCUGCUGCAUGUGUAGAAAAACUUUACGUACCUCUGCUUGGUUUUGCUUUGAUACGUGUGGCACCUCCUGCGCCUUUUGCCCAAAGCUGAUUUUUUUUCAUCCUGUAAAGUUCAAGAGAUCCUGUCUGGAGGGAGAACGAAAGAUUCACCCGGAAUGUUUGCUCAGCAAUUUAUUUUAUUUUAUUUUUUAAUUUAAAAGGAAAAGAGGUUCUUGCAUCUGAUGUCAACACUAGUCUUUAGCUGCUCUCCAACACUUGUACCAUUCCUGAGGGUUGUGUUUUGUUUUUUUCUUGGACUGUCCUUUUUAUUUUUUUAUUCCUUUGUACAGUCAAUGUUGUUCAACUGAUUAUACAUGGUUUUGUUUUAUAUAAAUUAAAGCCUUUUUUGUUUUGAACUGCCAACCAGGA